Messenger RNA from Pseudophryne corroboree (corroboree frog), 2581 nucleotides. It is a transcript of the gene PALM3, whose product is annotated as paralemmin 3. The coding region runs from base 271 to 2025 and encodes 584 amino acids. Gene Ontology annotation, biological process: regulation of cell shape. The record is from RefSeq and is a predicted model, not a curated record. The transcript has 6 exons. NCBI's taxonomy places the organism in Eukaryota, Metazoa, Chordata, Amphibia, Anura, Myobatrachidae. Gene Ontology annotation, cellular component: membrane.
UACCCGGUGCCGGGGCAUUGUGCAUUGCUGACAGUGUGAUGAUAAUGACCGGCCCCUCCCCGCUGCCUGAGUCUGGGAAACCGGUGAGACCAGCAGCAGCAGCAGCAGCAGCAGCAGCCUGAGCUCAGGUGUCGCCUCCUCCUCCUCCCCCUGUGACUCCCCCUCCCUCCCGCACAGCAGUAGCAGCAGCAGCCCCGGUCCGUGCAAUGUAAGCGGGGAGUGCAGCUGGCAGCGGCCGCCCGGAGGACGGAGGGAGACCGGAGCGCCAAGAUGGGGGAGACUCAGAUAUACAGCCAGCGUUUGCAUGGAAUCAACGAGAAGCGCCGUAUACUCAGUGAGGUGGACAGGAUACAGCGGGAGCUGGAGCAGCAGAGGCUCAAACUGCAGCAACUGAAGAGGAAGUCUCUGCGAGAUCGCUGGUUGAUGGAUGGAUUGUCUCCUGCCCCCGGAGUAGAGCUAGAAAAUCCACUAAGUCCGACAGAGGAUAAAAUACACAGCCUGGAGCAGGAGUUGGAGAGCCUCCAGUUACAGCUGGUCCAUUUGGAAAACCCGGAACUGAACAGUACAAAAGCGAAGACAGUCCAGGAGACUACCCUACAUAAAGAGCUUGUGAAUGGCGCGAAUGGUGAUCGGAACCAAGAGGGAGCUAACCAGAAAGAGAAUCAUGAAGAAAAUCUGAUUAUAAAAGAUGAUGAACCACGGCAUAACAGCCAUGAUGAGACGCCAGAGAGAGAACUUACUGACCCAUCACUGAAAGAGACUGCGCAGGGUGAGCAUGGGCUGGUCGGACAGCCCAUACCAGCUCCUCGGGGGAGAAAAUCUCAGAAAAAUGACAAAGUGGAAGAUAACCUGCAUGUAGAACUUUCAGAACCUAAUGAACUGGAUGAAAGACGGAAACUGGAACAUUUUGACCAAGCUUCUGAAGCAAAUAACCCUGAGCCUCUGAAGCAAAAAGAAGAACAUAAAAAGCAAAACUUAAAUCACAUCGAUGAGCAUCAUGAUAAGAAAGCCGGGAAUCUUGAUAAGGGCAUGCAGCCAGAAGAUCCGAGUCUGGACCAAGAGCACAUGGCUAACAACAAAGACCCUCAUAACCAAAACUUGGAAUGUCUGGACAACAGUCUGGAACAUGAGCGACAAAACUCUGAACAUUGCACUCGGGAGUUGGGGCAUCUGGAUAUUAACGCAAGUACAGAAGACCAUAAAGUGGACAUCUCACAACCAAGUUUGUCAAACGAAGACAUCAGCAGUGUUACAGUCGAUCAACAUCAGAAUGACCAUGCAGCACUACUGGGUGACCACACAAACCCGGAGAUCCUUGAAAACCAAAAAGAUAUCCAAAAUGGAACACCAUCAAUUUCACCCACUCCUGAACCACCUCCGGAUCAUAGUUUACAGUUAACGACUGGUGAUCACAAAAAUGAGCAAAACUUAGAUGAAAAAGAAGUUUCAGGAUCAGUUAUCCAUGACCAAAGUCAAGACCAGAACGAAGAGUUUAUUAUAGCUGUGUUACCAGGGACCCAAGACAAUACUGUCGUGUUACUUACAGGUCAGGGUAAAGACGAUGACUCAACACAACCAGUGGAAGAUCCAAACAAAAACCCUUCACUGCCAUUCAAUGACCAGAACCUAGGUUCCUCCUCAUUGCCUAUCUACAAAGACCAGAGCCCAGUGCCACCAUCUGAGGAUCGAGAUAAAAUCACGACCCUGCUCUCUCAGCACCAGGAUCCCAGCACGUUGCUACCGGGUGAGCAUCAGAACCAAGCUGGACAAAUACACAUAUCACAAGUUGUGGUCAUACACGAUUCAGCACAUGACCAACACUGCUCUAACCAGCAACCAGGCACUUCCGCCUCCCACCGGCCUGGUGCAGUGGCAACAAACACUCCCGCCGAGUGCCAGCCCCUAUUACACAAAGCCCAAGAGGUUGAUGACCGUCAGCACCCACAUGGAACCAACACGGCUGAGACACGAGAUAAGGACACGCCUGUGAAAAAAAAGACCUGCCAGUGUUGUGUGGUUAUGUAAAUGAAUGGUGCACGACCUCUGCAAAGAUUUAUUCAGUUAAACAUGGAGGGCGUUUUGGAGUACGAUGCUCCAAUCCGUUGCUGGAAGUGCAGACUGCCUAUAUAGACAAAGUUUGUGCAAGAAUAGUUGAAAAAGACUAAAAAUGCCUCAUUGUCAAUAGCUAAUUAUUGCUAGUAUUACUACUUUUUUUAAAAUUAAGUUAGAUAGUAUCACUCAGUAUGAAAUAAUAAUAAUAACAACAAGAUUACAGAUGUCACAUAUAUAAAAUAUAUAUAUAUUUUUUGUCCAGAAAUGUUUUUAAAGUGCACUUGUUGGCCACACUCGGUGAGGGCGGCCAUUUUGUGUGCGGAAUUGAUACUCAUAAGUAUGCAGCCAAUACGUUCGCUAGGAACUAGUGACAUCACUCACCUAGGGCAAGCAGUGGGCACACUCUGAAAUAUUUUAAGGAGAUCUUUUUAAUGCACAAUCAGUAGUUAAUGAGAGACAGAUGUUAAUAAUUGUAUGAGUAUAUUCUUAAUAAAUGGAACAUGUAUUUUUCAUUCAGUAACUGAUCUAA